UACUUUACCUGCCUGAGCUCAGACCCUGCAUCUCAUUUACCUUUCCAAUACAACCUGAGCUGAAGCUCGUGGUGAUCAGCAGCAGUGACGGUGUUCCUGAGGAUUUGCCUCCACGCAAACUGAAUCGAGGAGCCAUGGCUGUAGCCAACUUCCAGUACAUUACUCGGAUAAACAGUGGCUUCAAGGUCUACAUAUUAGAAGGUCAGCCCCAUCUCCGAAGCGAAGACAGAUACAGACAUAUGCCAAAUGACCGGGCUCGAGCAGCUCCCGCCGUGAUUCCCAUCAAACGCAAGCGCAGCCAUGACCGAGGUCUAACUUUGGAAGAAAGGAGAGAACGGGCGAUAAGCAGAAGCAAAAUGGUCCAAAGAGGAGCACCAGCAGCGUUCAGCAGCCCGCAGAGUCCAACACCGAGCCAGAGUCCAACACCGAGCCCCACCAGCCCUGUGCCGAACUACGUGUACUACACACCAGUCAUGGACGAGCCCCUUGCCCUCAUCAAGAAACCCAGAAAAGACCCUGAAAACGCAGAGGACAAGACCAAAAGUGCACCCACUAAUCAAAUACAGGUGCGUCCCUCUGUGAUCACCUGUGUUUCCUCAAUAAAAAAACCUUCCAGCAGAUCUGAGGUCCACAGAAGCCUCUCAUCAGUGGCCUCCAAACGCAACCUCGACCAUGUCCUCGAGGAGCACUUCCAGAGGAGCCUCGGCGCCAACUACCAGCAGAGCCGCUCCCAGCAGCUCUCCAUCAGCGUGUCCGUCGACGACCACUUCGCCAAGGCUUUGGGCGAAGACAAGUGGCUGCAGAUCAAGUCCAAGUCCUCCUCCUGCUCUUCCACACCUCCCAGCAGUCCAAGCGUUACCCACUCACCCACCUACAGUCACAGCCCAAACCACAAAGAAUCCCCUGUCAGCUCGUCGCCAACCGCCAGCCACUGGCCCGGUAACUAAAGCACAAAUGGUCGCUGACCCGUGU
Molecule: messenger RNA, 972 nt
Organism: Nematolebias whitei (Rio pearlfish)
Lineage: Eukaryota; Metazoa; Chordata; Actinopteri; Cyprinodontiformes; Rivulidae
Gene: vgll4l
Product: vestigial like 4 like
Exons: 5
Coding region: 135-947 (270 amino acids)
Biological process (GO): negative regulation of DNA-templated transcription
Molecular function (GO): transcription coactivator binding
Source: RefSeq, a predicted model, not a curated record